AGCGUGGUGUCUGGAUGUUCUUAUUUCAAUUAGUGUAACAUAACCUGUUUACACUUGAAGCGUGGCGGAAGUUGCGCAGUACGUCAUUGCAAUUUCCAAGCCCACGCAGAUGAUCAACAAGCAGCUUCGCGGUCGAAUAUUUUUCCUCCAACCCACCCCACCUCCUAUGCGGUUUCAUUUACAAAAUACAUGUCGAUUCACCUUACGACGAUGUUUAACCUGUUUAAGAUUUGCAAUAAAUUGAUAAAGGCAAAUGGAGGUUCCUGGAAGGAAACGCCAGAAAGGAACAUCUACUGUUGAUAUAACCUUGUGCGAGCCCUGCUCCCAAGAUGGAGAGACGUUUCCAGCCGAGGCCUUUUGUUCAGUCUGCAGGGAGUUUUUAUGCAAAACCUGCUCUAAUGUACACAGGAAGCUCAGAGCAACAAAAUCUCAUGCACUCUUGGAUAAGAGCAACAUUACCACACCAAUGAGACUCAAACCUGAUGAACAAGAGAGUAUUGAGCCUUGUGAGAUCCAUCCAAAGGAGUCCAUCAAAUAUUUCUGUUCCACUCACCAGACCCUCACCUGUGGACACUGUUUAGCCUUUGAACAUAGAUCAUGUGAUAUUACCCUCAUCUCUGAAAUUUCUAAAGAUUUCAAAGAUGGAUUGGAGCAUGGAUAUGUUUACAGAGUCAUUGACAGGUUAAUAAAAGACAUUGAUGCCUGUGUUUCUAAUGUUGAAAACAGGAUUGAGCUGGUAAAAAAGCUGGGCACAAAUGAGAUUAAUAAACUGAGAAUGUAUCGAGAUGAAGUUACUCAAUACUUUGAGGAAAGAGAAAAAUCUCUUUUGAAGAAAGUAAGACAGCUGAAAGCAAAUGACGAAACAAUGUUGGACUCCCUCACACCAAAGUGCAACAACCUAAAGUCCAAGGUAGAAACUAUUUUGUCCCAACUGAAAGAACUAGAAGGGAAUAAUUCACAGUUCUUUAUCAAAGGAAGGAGAGCCCUGCCACAUCUAAGAAGUCUGCAGUCUGCUUUGGUCGACAUUAAAAAGGAGACUUGUGUCCAACAGUACCUGUUUAUAAAAGAUCCAUUAACAGAAAAGCUGCUUGCAUCUACCACCGGACUUGGCAUUGUAGAAAAGACUAGUGAAUUAAAAACCGCAGAAAGUACGCCCUACUAUACAUCAACGAGUAACACGAGAACAACUGCAACAAAAGCAGACACAGGUGUCCCUGCACGGUGCGACCAGAAUAAAUCUAGACAAAAAGAAAGAAGGUCGGUGUCAGCUAAAAAUCGCCAGACUGAACCGCAUGUCGACCCAGUUGCAUCAAUCAAGUUCAAGCCACCAUCUAACACGGAGGACUCCUACCGGACCAGUAUGCUAGGUGCAGCCUUAACAUUCAAGCCAUCAGCUGACACUGAGGACAUCCACCUGACCAGCAUGCUAGACGCAGCCAUCAAAGUCAAGCCACCAUCUGACACUGAGGAUUGUUACCUGACUAGCAUGCUGCUCCUGCCAGGGGAGAGGCUACUCUUAGUAGACUGCAAUAAUGACACCGUAAUGAUGAUGGCCCUACAGACAAGCAGUCUGGUGUCCCAGAUCAGUAUGCCGGGCACACCAUGGGACCUCUGUCUCCUUCCAAGGGCCAUGGUUGCAGUUACAAUGCCCAAUAUUAAAAGCAUUCAGUACAUGGAAACAGAGGGACACCUCUCUCUGCUGGGAAACAGCAUCAAGGUCAGAGAUGAAUGUUAUGGUAUUGGUUACCUUAAUGGCCGGAUUGUUGUUUCCUACAAUGGUGGCAGAGUAGAAAUGAUAGACCUGAAUGGAAAGACAAUCAAGAUGAUAGAUAGUACUUGCAGUGGAAGACCGGCAUUUGAGGAUCCUUGUUUCGUGGAAAUUAUUGGCGAAGGUCAUAACGCAGUUAUUUAUGUGUCAGACAGCAAAAUGCAUACGAUAACCAAGUUUGACACAGAUCUGAGAAUCAUCCAGACAUUUAAAGAGCAUGCGCUGAGACAACCAACUGGCAUGAGUGCAAUAGGAAACCAGCUGCUUAUCUGUGGCUAUACCAGUAACAACAUCUUGAGUUUGGACAUGUCCACAGGCCAGAUGAAACAGCUGCUUAUAGACGAGAAGGAAAUAUUACAGCCAUGCAGUGUCUGCUACUGUCCGCAUUUGAAGAAACUUUAUGUCAUCUGCUAUAUGUUUGGCAAUGCUGAUUUGAACAAUACUGUAUUCGUCUAUAAGAUGCCAAAAUAACCUGAAAAUAGGUUUUUUUACUGACUUACUGAAAACUGAAAGAUUACUUUGUUGUAAAAUAUUACUAUUACUGUUUUAGCUUGCUGUUUAGCAUUCACAUUCAGUAAUUAUUGUUUAUAUAUCAUAUUUAUUCAGUCACAUGUACUGUCAAGCAUUUUUCUGCAAUUUUGGUGGAAUUUGAAUCUUGAAAAUAUGGUCAAUUUUCAGUGUACAUAUACCGGUAUUUAUAUAUAUUCAUAUAUGUGUUGUUUUCAGAGUUGUUUUUCCUGUGCUAUUGAAUGAUGUAUGUACUGUUUUAAUGAAUGUACUGUUUUAUAAUAAUAUAGACAUAGACAUCAUAAUAUAAUAUUGCUGAUAGAUCAGAAAUAUUUGCAUGCGUUGUGUAAGAAUUUUCAAUUUCAAAUAAGAGUCACAAUACGUUGAAGAAAUUCACUUCACUCACAGAUCGUGGAAUUUCAGCUUGAAUAUAGAAGUAAAUGUUUUUUAUGUCUACGCUUUUAACUUAAUAAAACAAG
This is a messenger RNA of Mya arenaria, 2754 nucleotides long. RefSeq lists its product as uncharacterized. NCBI's taxonomy places the organism in Eukaryota, Metazoa, Mollusca, Bivalvia, Myida, Myidae. Gene Ontology annotation, molecular function: zinc ion binding. The transcript has 4 exons. The coding region runs from base 254 to 2239 and encodes 661 amino acids. The record is from RefSeq and is a predicted model, not a curated record.